Vitrella brassicaformis is the source of this 1638-nucleotide messenger RNA. The record is from the annotation of a GenBank genome assembly. NCBI's taxonomy places the organism in Eukaryota, Vitrellaceae.
ACAUACAUACAGUUACGUUACAGUAAGUCGGUCGUCUUUCACUCACCACAUCCAUGCCAUGCUCGCACACACACAUGAAUGAAUGAAUGAAUGGAUGUGUAUCCUCGUCUUCACACCGCGGCCGUGCAGGCGACCAUGUCUGUCCUGCUGCUGGACGAGUGAGGACGGAGAGGCGCACGUUACGUUCGUCUCCAGUCACUCACUCACCCUCCAGCAGCACAGGGCACCUCACCUGCCGGCAGGCGUGGAAACAAGACAAGGGAAAUCGGAACACACAUACUUGACACAUGCCAGGCUAGUCGUCAUCCCCCUCGUCAUCAUACGACAGCAAUGCACUCAACAACUUCUCACUCGCAGCAGCAGCGGGCUUCUUGCCACCACCGCCCUCCGAUGAGGACGAGAGAUGCCCGCUCGCCUUGCUAUCCUCCCUCUUCGCUGCCUUAUCUCUCGCCUCUUCGUCAUGGCCUUCGGCGUUAGCUGGGUGCUUGCCCUCUUCGUCUUCCGCCCCUGCUGCUGCUGCUGCUGCCGUGGGGUCGGCGCCUCCCUCUGUCUUGCGCUUCUUCUUGACGAUUAGCCCGGCAAAUCGGUGCUGAAACCACACACAUACAACACAGAGAGACGGAGGGAGGGUUUGCUCUCGCCCGUAUCCAUCCAUCCAUCCAUCCAUCCAUCCAUAUUCCCAGUGGCACACCCACCCCUCCACUGGCGGCCGCGUCAGCUUUCCUUUUUUCGGCAGGUGUGGGCUUCUCGUCCACCAGGCCGCCCGACGUGCCACUGGGAGCAGCAGAGUGGUGGUGGGCGUGGGUGUUGGCGUGGUGUUGGUGUGUGUGUGGUGCGGCGGGGUUGAGGUGCAGCUCUGAUCGUGCCUUCUGGAACUCUGAGAGCGCAUCUCGCUCCUCCUUGGCCCGCAUCGACAUGCGGUCGCGAGUCUGCUUCUCCACCUGCUGAUAAAACUCGUACUCGUCCUCGGUCACCUGAUCAUCAACCAACCGAUGGAUGGAUGGAGGGAGGGAGGGACGGAGGGAGGGGGUGUGGAUGGUGUUGAGUGUGCUCAGUGGCUCGCCCGCUGACCGGUGGUGGCGCGAAGGGGUUUGCCGUCGUGGUGCCUGUGGCCUUGGCUGCCUCUGUUGCUGCCUCAUCGGGUGCAUCUUCUGGCGGUGCCGAGGAGUCGGCGACCUCUGACAUACUGCAUACAUCGCAGCGAGCACACAGAAACAACGUGUGGGUGCAGAAGGUCCACUGGUAAUAUCAUGCAUGGUUCAUCCAUCCCUCCUUCUGGCUGGCUGGCUCACGCACGUCGGCAUAAAGGCAGCUGCAGAACAACAUUCACAGGCGAGUCAGCGGAUACAGACAGAUUGACAGACAGAUGACGCGAUGAUUGAGAUCUGCGUCAGCUCAUGCUUCUCCCUUGCCGGUCGGUGUGUGCGUUUGUGUGCUCACGUAUGUACCUCUGCUGAAUUCGGGCAGUUUUCGCAGCCGCUCCUCAUAGUCUCGUUCCUCCUGCGUGCGGUUGUCCUUCUCGGUGUACGACACCCCCGAUGCCGUGAUCUUCUGCUGGUACGUCCCUCGACUCACGAAGUUCAUCUUUGCAAGCCAAGCGGAAUGGGAGGGAGCUGCAGAUUGAUUAUGGAGGAAGGA